UUCAAGUUUAACCAGAUUUUGCAUAACCGUGGCUGCCAAGUAAGAGGAAGACCAAGAAUUUAAAACUCAACAAAAGACUUCUUUUCAAUUGAAGUAGCGGUCAAAAAUGGAAAGAUCCGGGGACUCUCAUAUGCAGAACUCGAAUUUGCAGACUCAAGAACAAACUAUUCCCUCUACAGCCAUUGUCAAGAGACAAGAACCAAGCAUCAAGAUAGAAGCAACUGUGGCGGGACAAUUCCUCAGGAAGCUCUUUCAAAUCAUUUUCUACAUUCAGUUGUUCAUAGUCUCCAUCUUAGUAAUCGUCUUAACCAUCCGUGGCCUCAUCUAUGCAAGCAAUACCAAUCGUUUCCACCCCAAGAAAUGGUACCCUCCACUUCUUGUUUCAACAGCUUCUGCUGGAAUUGUUUCUUUUCUAUGGCAGUCGAUCUCUUUCCACAAUCCAUCAAAAGCCAUAAAAGCAGCCUUCUGGGUUAGUCCCUUGCUAACAUGUGCAGUUGGUGUGCUCCAUGUAUUAAUUGGUUCUCCGUUGAGUUUAGCGGCAGGUACAAUUGCAGUAGUUUCUGGCGUGAUCGAGUCUCUCUAUGCCUGUUGGGUCAAUCCCAAAUUUCUUUAUGCAGCCGACGUCCUCAGAGAUUCCACAUUUUGUCCGCCUGAUAAAACCACUACAUUUGUCACUGUAUCCAUCAUAACCUGUGUAUUCUACUCCUCUUUCUUGGUGAUUGGAAUUGGAGGAGCAACCGCGACCGGAACCGGCGUAGACAUCUUCUUCAUCAUAUUCAUCGUGCUUACCUUCGCAUGGAGUAUGCAAGUGAUCAAGAACAUGCUAUAUGUUACAAUCUCACGCGUUAGAUACAUGAAUUUUGCUUCUGGAGUUGACAUGAACUCCCAGAUUGCUUUGCAAGACACAGUCAAGCAUUUGGUAGGAAGCGUAUGCAUAGGAUCAGCCCUUGUUCCGGUUAUUGGAACCAUUCGGGGCUCAGCCAGAGCAGUCAAUUUGAUUGCAGGGGACACAGACGAGUUCUUGUUCUCAUGUGCUGAUUGUUACUCAGGAGUGGCUUCAAUUCUGAUAACAUAUGGGAAUCGCUGGGGUUUUGUUCAUGUAGGGGCUUAUAACAAAGGUUUUGUGCAGGCAUCAGCUCAUACAUGGGAAAUGUUCAAAAGGGCAGGAUUGAUUUCAUUGAUUGAUUCUGACCUCACAGGGGUGUUCUGUUUUCUAUCUGGGAUUUCAGUCGGUUCGAUAUGCACCCUAAUCGGAGGAACAUGGGCGCUGGUAAUUCAUAAGAGCUAUGCUACAGAAGUGUCCAUCUACGCUUUCUUGAUCGGCUAUUUCAUGUGUCGGAUAGCAUUGGCCUGGCAACAAGCGUGUGUUUCAGCUUACUAUGUUGCUUAUGCUGAGAACCCUCAAAGCCCUCGGUUUCGUGCAACAAUCCCGGAUCGCAUUCAAGUGCUUCAGAGGUAUCAAGUUUAACCGUCAAUGGGAAUCUAUAGCAAACCGUAAUGCGAAAAUUAUCAUCGUAAGCAAAAUCUUAUAAUUUUGGCGAGCCUGUUUGUUUGCAAGAAUUCCACAUCUUUCUAAAUUCCAUACAUUUCUGUUGCAAGUUUGCCAGGAUGUAAAUCAAUAGAAAAUUAAUGAAUUUUGUUAUACUUGUGAUUC
Messenger RNA from Durio zibethinus, 1654 nucleotides. RefSeq lists its product as uncharacterized. Gene Ontology annotation, biological process: transmembrane transport. Gene Ontology annotation, molecular function: transmembrane transporter activity. The record is from RefSeq and is a predicted model, not a curated record. Gene Ontology annotation, cellular component: membrane. NCBI's taxonomy places the organism in Eukaryota, Viridiplantae, Streptophyta, Magnoliopsida, Malvales, Malvaceae.